Molecule: messenger RNA, 3020 nt
Organism: Hypomesus transpacificus
Lineage: Eukaryota; Metazoa; Chordata; Actinopteri; Osmeriformes; Osmeridae
Gene: spire2
Product: spire-type actin nucleation factor 2
Biological process (GO): intracellular transport; establishment of meiotic spindle localization; actin filament polymerization
Cellular component (GO): cell cortex; cytoplasmic vesicle membrane
Molecular function (GO): actin binding
Source: RefSeq, a predicted model, not a curated record
GAUGCUCUGCAGUAGUGCUGUUGUUGGAGAGCUGGACGUAUAAACCUGCGUUUGAACACCUGGAUUUGUAAAUGAAUUGCUUCAACAUUGAAAUAUGACCAAUAUAGCGGUGCCAACGGGUGGUGGUUGAAGAUUCUCAACAAGUUUCUCUUUUCCCCCUGUCACUACUCCUAUCGGAUAGCAAUUGCCAGGAUUGCGCCACUCAGGGUAUGCUGAAGGUUGCCUCCUCCUCUCGCCUCCUCGCUGCUGAUUGACAUUCCUGCAGAUCAAAGAUUGCUUUCAUUCGCCGUUAUGGAAACUCACCGCUGCGGCAGUUGAGUCGGCGUCCUGUCGAGAGGGAGACGGAACCGAGGUAGCCACACAGUUAUCUCAAUGGCUACGGAGAGUUCGAUGUGAAGAAUGGGCUCAGCGGUACCGCAGCUAUGGCCAGAUCAACAAACAGAAGCGUCAGUGAAGAGGAUUCAAGAGUGUCCGCUCCAACGGAUCGGGUAGAGGCGCGGGACCUGACCGACCCACGGGAACUGUCUCUGGAGGAGGUGCUGAAAUCCUACGAGCAGCCCAUAAACGAGGAGCAGGCUUGGGCCGUAUGCUACCAGUGCUGCAGAGCCUUGAGGGUGCCGCGCCCGGUCACCGUGACCGGCGGAGUUUACCGGGUGAAGGAUCCGUCCUCUAUCCUCCUCCUCAGAGACGGGACGGUUUGUCUACAGCAGGAGACAAAUACCAACGAUGUCCAGGACAGGCCCCCCCUCCCUCCUAUGGCAGAGAGCAAGCUGGUGCAGUCCCUGGGCGUGGCCAUCUACCGGGCCCUGGACUGGGGGCUGGACGAGAGCGAGGAGCGCGAGCUAAGCCCUCAGUUGGAGCGGCUCAUCGAGCGCAUGGCGGCCGGUAACCAAGGCCAGGAGGCCCAAGCCUCCCCCGCCAAUGCCACCACAGACGAGGGCUACAGCGGACAGGAGGAGGAGGAGGAGGAGGAGGAGGGAGAGGAGGGGGCGAUGCAGAGGCCUGUGUGUUCCUACCGCCAGGUGAUGGCGCUGUGUGCGUCCCGGCUGGCCCACCCGCCACAGGCUCCGGAGCACUACCAGGCCGUGUGCAGAGCUCUGUUCCUGGAGACGCUGGAGCUGCAGACCUUCCUCACCAAGAUCAGAGACGCCAAGGAGAUGCUGAAGAAGAUCAGAAAAGAGGAACCUCUGGAGGACAAGUCCUCGUCAGAGCUGGACGCACUCAAACACACAGACUGGGCCCGUCUGUGGGUGCAGCUGAUGAAGGAGCUGAGACAAGGCGUGAAGCUGAAGAAGGUGCAGGAACAGCCCUUCAACCCUCUGCCCUCAGAGUUCAGCCUCACGCCCUUCGAGAUGCUCAUGCAGGACAUCCGAACACGCAAGUUCCAGCUCCGCAAGGUCAUGGUGGAUGGUGACAUUCCCACACAGGUGAAAAGAAACGCCCAUGAGCUCAUUCUGGACUUCAUCAGGUCUCGUCCACCUCUUAAACCAGUGUCGGAGCGCAGUCUGCCUCCUCCCCCCCAGAGGCAGGAGUCUCUUCAUGAGCGCGUCCUAGCUGGGAUCAAACAGGAGCGCAAACUGAGGCCUGUCAGUCUGCCCAGCUCCCAGAGACCGUUUGGCUCUCUGCCCUGUCUGGUUUACACCUGUCCAUGUGACAUCAAAUCUACUUCCUGCAUUGACCUGUCAGUCGCAGACUUGGGCCCCCGCCCUCCCUCCCGUCCGCGCAUCCUGCUCAAAGCUCCUACUCUGGCUGAGAUGGAGGAGAUGAACAUAUUUGAGGAGGAGGAGUCUCCAGGCAGCGGGGAGCUUCGUCGGGCCGAGAGCUCUCCGACGCCAAUCAAACGAGACCGCUCGUUUUCCGAACACGACCUGGCAGAGCUGAGGGGCGAAAUGCUGCCCUCUCUGUCAGACUCCGCCCACCUGGCCGUCGUCGUCCUGCGUGGGGGGGAAAGGCCGCGCUCACACACGUUGUCAGGGGCCGGCCCACCCCCCACCCACAGAGCCUCUCUGCCAGUAGCAGGGUGGGUUCCUCCCUCUCCAGCGCGCUGUUCGCUCAGCUCUGUUGAUGAGCUGACAGAGAACACAGAGGCUGGCUCCGCCUCUCAAACAGACAGGAAGCGCCUGUGGAUGGAGGAGUUCAGUCACCCAGUGGAGAGUCUAGCCUUAACGGUUGAGGAGGUCAUCAACGUGCGCCGUGUGCUGGUGAAAGCGGAGAUGGAGAAGUACUUGCCGAGUAAAGAGCUCUAUAACAAUCUGAAGAGAGGCAAGGUAUGCUGCUGCUGUAGAGUCAAGUUCCCCCUUUUCUCCUGGCCCUCCAACUGCUUGCUCUGUAGAAGGUGUGUAUGUGGAUCCUGCAGCGCUAAGAUGAAAAUCCCCUCGAAGAAGAUGGCCCACAUCCCGGUCUACACACUCGGUUUCCACAGCAGCCCUAAGAACCACGGCCGCAGGAGCGAGGUGUACAAGUCUCUGCGCAGCCUAUCCCGUCGCUCGGUAGAGGAGGAGUUCCCUCAUCUGUACGCCCACGGCUGCAGCCUGAGGGACGUCUGCGCCGACUGCACCAAGUUUGUCGCCGACGUCAUCUCCUCGAGUCGGCGGAGCCUGGACAUCCUAAACAACACGCCCAAGAGGGAGAACGCCGCCCCCAGGCCACACCCCCAGCCACGCCCCCAGCCACACCCACAGCCGCGCCCGCCGUCAUCCUCCUCGUCAUCUUCAUCACCACAGCCGCUCAGUGUGAAGAGAAAGACCAAAUGAAUGACCUGACUGUUGGUUUACACGCCCCCACUCCACCCCCGUCUGCACUAGUCCUGCUCCAGACCCCCCCCCCCCCCACACGCACACACACACCUACCUACUAGCCUGCAAGUGCCCCCCCCCCCACCCUUACCCCCAGCUGAAGUGCUUGUUAAAGGUGGUCCUGCCCACACUUCCUGUGUGUACAGGAGGAAGUGGGUUCAGGGCAACCACAUGUUUGCCUUAUCAUGCCUCUGACAACAUUCACCGAUGCACACCUGAGAUAGA